GCCUUCUGACCAAAGGAGUGACUGCCAGCUAAUCCGGGUGUAUAGCGAUCCAGAGAGGGGUGAGGCUGGGUUUACGUAGACUACACCUUCGGCUUUGCAGUAACCCCACUGCUAAGGCCACGGGAGGAAACUCUUUUGUGCAAGACGCCUAUGCACCUGGCUUCUGCUGCGUAGUGACCGGGUGUCCAAGGCAUCCGGCCAGGUCUCCUCCACUCGGGUUUAGCCUCCCCUCCGAGUCUCCAGCUGCCUGGAGAGACGUUUCUAACUAGGAGAUGGCUGGCCUGGAAAGCGACACUCCCAUCACUGCUAUUGGCCUAGAGUCCCCCGCUGCGGCCUUUCUCCCUUCCCCGCCCCUGGCCUGAGUCAGCCGCCCCAAGGCCGGCGAGGUCAAGCUCCUUUGGGGCGUCAGGGAAAAAGACCAUGGCAGAGGUGCUGCCACGCGAAACCUUCUGGGCAAACACCAGCCAAUCAUCAAGAGACAUACAGGAGCCCUAGCCAAUCAGCGCCCGCCUUAUUACUGAGUACCGCCCGCUCGGGCCCUUCCUCCACAUCCCCCUUCACGAUUCUUGUAGUCGCGGCUGUGUUGCAGCCGCCUGCUGAACUGACCCGGCUCUGGGGACCGGCCCCUCUGGCGCCGUUCGGUUUCUCUUAUUGCCUUCACUGAGGAUGAGUCCCUGUGUGGCUCUGUGUGGACCUUGCGGAAUCCACCGGCGCAGUUUCAUCUAGCGACUGGUCACCCUUGCAAUUAUGGAUAUUUAAAAGGAUCAGACAGUGUGGAGGGGGAGUUCCCCUCCUCACUCCCCCUUGGUGCUUGACUCCAGAAUAAUUUAUAAACUGUGGAAUUUUUUUAAAUGAAGAACUUGUAUUUGAUAUGAACUUUAUAGAGCUAUUUAUAAUUUUUUUGAUUUAAGUGCCAAAAAGUUGUAUAAAGAUAUAUAGUUUUAUACUAUUGUCAUGAGGAUUUAAAUUAUCCUAAAAAGGUCAUUUAUUCUCAGUAACUCUUCCUCAAUAGCACCUUUGUGUCCUGGCUUUUUCAUUUUUUAAAAUUAGUUUUCACGAUUCUGAAGUAAGCGGUAUAAAAACAAUUAGGAUGAAUUCACCCAUGCCUGACUGCACAUCAAAGUGUCGAUCCCUGAAGCAUGCUUUGGAUGUUCUUUCUGUGGUAACAAAGGGGAGCGAAAACCAGAUUAAGGCCUUUCUCUCCAGUCAUUGUUACAAUGCUGCAACUAUCAAGGAUGUUUUUGGUCGGAAUGCUCUCCACCUUGUUUCCUCCUGUGGAAAGAAAGGAGUGUUAGAUUGGCUUAUUCAGAAAGGAGUGGAUCUGUUGGUGAAAGACAAAGAGUCUGGAUGGACAGCAUUGCACAGAAGCAUUUUUUAUGGACAUAUUGAUUGUGUUUGGUCUCUCUUGAAGCAUGGUGUUAGUCUGUAUAUUCAAGAUAAAGAAGGCUUGUCAGCUUUGGAUCUUGUAAUGAAGGAUAGACCAAGUCAUGUAGUAUUCAAGAAUACUGAUCCUACAGAUGUUUAUACUUGGGGCGAUAAUACAAAUUUUACCCUGGGUCAUGGAAGCCAGAAUAGCAAACAUCAUCCAGAGUUGGUGGAUCUGUUCUCCAGGAGUGGGAUUUAUAUCAAGCAGGUGGUGCUUUGUAAAUUUCACUCCGUGUUUCUCUCUCAGAAAGGGCAGGUUUAUACCUGUGGUCAUGGUCCUGGAGGGCGAUUAGGACAUGGAGAUGAACAGACAUGCUUGGUCCCUCGGCUUGUGGAAGGACUGAAUGGUCAUAGUUGUUCCCAAGUGGCAGCUGCUGAGGAUCAUACUGUUGUGUUAACUGAAGAUGGAUGUGUUUAUACAUUUGGUCUAAACAUUUUUCAUCAAUUGGGAAUUAUUCCUCCACCUUCCAGUUGUAAUGUACCCAGACAGAUACAGGCAAAAUAUCUGAAAGGAAGGACAAUCAUUGGCGUUGCAGCAGGCAGGUUUCAUACAGUCCUAUGGACUAGAGAAGCUGUUUACACUAUGGGACUAAAUGGUGGACAACUGGGUUGUUUGCUAGAUCCCAAUGGAGAAAAGUGUGUAACUGCUCCUCGUCAGGUCUCUGCCCUUCACCAUAAAGACAUUGCUCUGUCUUUGGUUGCUGCAAGUGAUGGAGCUACAGUCUGUGUUACCACAAGGGGAGAUAUUUACUUACUUGCAGACUAUCAGUGUAAGAAGAUGGCUUCUAAACAAUUGAACUUGAAGAAAGUUCUUGUGUCUGGGGGUCAUAUGGAAUACAAGGUUGAUCCUGAACAUUUGAAAGAAAAUGGGGGUCAAAUUUGCAUUCUUGCAAUGGAUGGGGCUGGAAGGGUGUUUUGCUGGAGAUCAGUCAACAGUUCUAUGAAGCAGUGUCGAUGGGCCUAUCCACGUCAGGUCUUCAUUUCUGAUGUUGCUUUAAAUAAAAAUGAAAUUCUGUUUGUUACGCAAGAUGGAGAAGGAUUUAGAGGGAGAUGGUUUGAAGAAAAAAGAAAGAGUUCUGAAAAGAAAGAGAUUUUAUCAAACCUUCACAAUUCCUCAUCAGAUGUGUCUUAUGUCUCUGAUAUAAAUAGUGUGUAUGAAAGAAUUCGACUUGAGAAACUUACCUUUGCACAUAGAGCUGUUAGUGUCAGCACAGAUCCAAGUGGAUGCAACUUUGCAAUCCUGCAGUCAGAUCCUAAAACAAGCCUUUAUGAAAUUCCAGCUGUGUCCUCAUCAUCCUUUUUUGAAGAGUUUGGCAAACUGUUGAGGGAAACAGAUGAAAUGGACAGCAUUCAUGAUGUGACAUUUCAAGUUGGCAAUAGACUCUUCCCUGCACACAAAUAUAUUUUGGCAGUGCGUUCUGAUUUUUUUCAGAAAUUGUUUCUUUCAGAUGGCAGUACUUCAGAAUUUACAGAUAUUUACCGGAAAGAUGAAGAUUCUGCAGGGUGCCAUCUCUUUGUGGUAGAGAAGGUUCAUCCUGACAUGUUUGAAUACCUUUUACAAUUUAUAUACACAGAUACUUGUGACUUUUUGACUCAUGGCUUCAAACCAAGAAUACACUUAAACAAAAACCCAGAAGAGUAUCAGGGAACUCUGAAUUCUCAUUUGAAUGAAGUGAAUUUCCAUGAAGAUGAUAACCAGAAGUCUGCAUUUGAAGUUUACAAAAGUAAUCAAGCUCAAGCAGUUAGUGAAAGGCAGAUGAGCAAACCUAAAUCUUGUAAAAAAGGAAAAAAUAUUAGGGGAGAUGAUCCUGUAAGAAUGUUGCAAACUGUUGCAAAGAAAUUUGGCUUCAGUAAUUUGAGUAGUAGGUUAGAUGGAGUCAGAUUUGAAAAUGAAAAAAUUAAUGUUAUUGCCAAGAAAACUGGUAAUAAACUGAAGCUAAGUCAGAAAAAAUGUUCAUUUCUGUGUGACGUGACCAUGAAAUCAGUGGAUGGAAAGGAAUUUCCUUGUCAUAAAUGUGUUCUUUGUGCUAGACUUGAAUAUUUUCAUAGUAUGCUGAGUAGCUCAUGGAUUGAGGCUUCCAGUUGUGCAGCUCUGGAAAUGCCAAUACAUUCUGAUAUAUUAAAAGUUAUUUUGGACUACCUCUAUACUGAUGAAGCUGUGGUGAUAAAAGAAUCUCAAAAUGUAGAUUUUAUUUGUAGUGUUCUUGUGGUGGCUGAUCAACUUCUCAUAACCCGGUUGAAAGAGAUUUGUGAAGUAGCAUUAACUGAAAAACUUACCCUGAAGAAUGCUGCUAUGCUACUGGAAUUUGCAGCAAUGUAUAAUGCAAAACAGUUGAAACUGUCUUGUUUGCAGUUUAUAGGAUUGAAUAUGGCAGCUUUACUUGAAGCAAGGUCUCUUGAUGUUUUAAGUGAUGGUGUUUUGAAGGAUCUUUCUGAGUUUUACCGGAAAAUGAUUCCAGCAAUGGAUAGAAGAGUCAUUACACCAUAUCAAGAUGGACCAGAUAUUAGCUAUUUGGAAGUAGAAGAUGGAGAUAUCUUCUUGAAAGAAGAAAUAAAUAUGGAACAAAAUCAUUCGGAAACUAUGUUCAAGAAGGCAAAAACUAAAGCUAAAAAGAAGCCACGUAAACGUUCAGAUAGUUCUGGAGGUUAUAACCUUUCUGAUAUUAUUCAGAGUCCAUCAUCUACAGGAUUAUUAAAGUCUGGUAAGACCAAUUCUGUGGAAUCUCUUCCAGAACUAUUGACAUCAGACUCUGAAGGAAGCUAUGCAGGAGUGGGUAGUCCUAGAGAUUUACAGUCCCCUGAUUUCACCACAGGAUUUCAUUCAGAUAAGAUUGAGGCGAAAGUCAAACCGUAUGUUAAUGGUGCAUCUCCUAUGUAUGCUAGGGAAGAUUUAAAACCAUGGGAAAAGUCACCAAUACUUAAAAUAUCUGCUCCACAGCCCAUUCCCAAUAACAGAAUUGAUACUACCAACUCUGCCAGUUGGGUUGCUGGUUCCUUCAGUCCGGUCAGCCCUCCUGUUGUGGAUCUCAGAACCAUCAUGGAAAUAGAAGAAAGUAGACAAAAAUGUGGAGCUACACCAAAGUCACAUUUAGGCAAAACAGUUUCUCAUGGAGUUAAACUUUCUCAGAAGCAACGAAAAAUGAUUGCAUUGACUACCAAGGAAAACAAUUCAGGAAUGAAUAGCAUGGAAACAGUUUUAUCUACUCCUUCAAAAGCCCCCAAACCAGUGAAUGCAUGGGCAUCUUCUCUACAUUCAGUUUCAUCCAAGUCAUUCCGGGAUUUCUUACUAGAAGAAAAAAAGUCUGUUACUAGCCAUAGUUCAGGCGAUCAUGUCAAAAAAGUUUCUUUUAAAGGAAUUGAAAAUUCUCAGGCACCAAAAAUUGUCAGAUGCUCUACCCAUGGUGCCCCAGGACCAGAAGGCAACCAUAUUUCAGAUUUACCACUUCUAGACAGUCCCAAUCCCUGGCUAUCUUCUUCAGUGACUGCUCCAUCCAUGGUAGCCCCAGUCACUUUUGCAUCUAUUGUAGAAGAAGAACUACAACAGGAAGCAGCUCUUAUUAGAAGUCGAGAAAAACCCUUGGCUCUGAUUCAGAUUGAGGAGCAUGCCAUACAAGAUUUAUUGGUUUUCUAUGAGGCAUUUGGCAACCCUGAAGAGUUUGUCAUAGUUGAAAGGACACCGCAGGGACCACUGGCAGUACCUAUGUGGAAUAAGCAUGGAUGCUAGUUCACCGUGGAGUUGAGAUGCAUUUUUCAUAAUUAUGAGUUUGUUCAUACAAAGAAAAGCUGUGGAAAAGAGUCUUAGAGAUUUUAUAAUAUCAUUCUAAAUAGAUUAAGAAAGGAUAUAAUUUCUUUACUGCAGUUAAAUCAUAUAAUGUUUGUAUGAUUAAAAAUAAAUUUCUGAGAAUUGUGAUUUUAGUAACUUUAUAUAAAAUGUGUGAGACAAAAACUUAUUAAGGUUAAGUAGAAUUGUUUCUUCUGAAUAAUCUAACAAAGGAAAAUAUAAGUGAUUGAAUCAUAAGAUAUAAGGGGAAUGAAGUAUUAAAAAUAACUUUUUUGUUUGAGAACUUGAGAAUUUAGAAGAUUUUGCCAAGUAUGUGUUGUUGCUUGACUUUUUAAGUAUGGCAUUGAUGAAUUUAAAGUAGGAGCAUCAGUUAUUACUUCUGAUUCAUUAAUGGCCAGAAUUUUGUGUUUGGUCUAAUAGUUGUGUCAACAUUCUUGUUGCUUUUUAAAAAUCAGGCUAUGCCUGUGGUCCAUGUCUAUUCAAAGCUUGACCUGCACAAAUGCCGUAUUUCUGUUUGGACCACAUAUUCUCCAUUUUGCAUUAAGCAGUAGAGUACAGUGGAAAGGGAAUAAGAAUACUGAUUAUUCUGAAAAAAAAAAAAAAAAAAAAGAUUUGGAAUCAUUGUGGGUUAUUUAUUUUUAGUGGGAUGGAGGAUCUUAAAAACACCUAGUUGUGAGAGAAUCAAUUUCUGAAAGUAUUAAAAUUUCUGAAAAUAAAUGCUUAAUUACACAUACAGGAAUUAAACAGUUUAGAAGAGGGUUGGAUUGUCAUUACCUUUAUAAUACUGUAUAAUCAGAAGUUCUCUGAACCUCAGUUAUACAUCUAGACAUAAAAAUUGUUUUCUUUAUAGGAUGUUGUUUGGUUUGUUUCUGAGUGUUUAAAUUUUUGAAAAACAAAUGUUAAAUUUGUGCUUCAGUACCUAGAUAAAUUGGAAAGGUUAAUGUUCUAGUUUCUGGAAGAUAAGUUUGGAAGACACAUAAGCAAUUCACUGCUAUAAUUUAGUUGAUGUAAAAUGACGGAAACUGACUCAAUAUUUCAGGUUUAGCUCUACCCAAAAGCAGCAGACAUGUAAGCAGAUGUGCAAUAAAAAAUGAUCUUGAUCCAUUUCA
Messenger RNA from Chlorocebus sabaeus (green monkey), 6315 nucleotides. RefSeq names its product inhibitor of Bruton tyrosine kinase (gene IBTK). Gene Ontology annotation, cellular component: nucleoplasm; cytoplasm. Gene Ontology annotation, biological process: negative regulation of protein phosphorylation. NCBI's taxonomy places the organism in Eukaryota, Metazoa, Chordata, Mammalia, Primates, Cercopithecidae. Gene Ontology annotation, molecular function: protein kinase binding; protein tyrosine kinase inhibitor activity. The record is from RefSeq and is a predicted model, not a curated record.